Lottia gigantea (owl limpet) is the source of this 828-nucleotide messenger RNA. RefSeq lists its product as hypothetical. The transcript is spliced from 8 exons. Lineage: Eukaryota; Metazoa; Mollusca; Gastropoda; Lottiidae. The record is from RefSeq and is a predicted model, not a curated record. Gene Ontology annotation, molecular function: ATP-dependent NAD(P)H-hydrate dehydratase activity. Bases 1 to 828 code for a protein of 275 amino acids. Gene Ontology annotation, biological process: metabolite repair.
AUGUUAUUUAUUGUAGUAAAUGUUGGUAAGAAGAAAUAUACACUAGCAGCCCAAGCCACAUCAGGUUCACUAGUUGAUAUGAUUAAAUCGUUUAUUCCACCAAUGACACAUCAUCAACACAAAGGUCAAAGUGGUAGAGUUGCUGUUGUGGGUGGGUGUGAAGAGUAUACAGGUGCUCCAUAUUUUGCUGCGAUAUCAGCUUUGAAAGUGGGUGGUGAUUUAUCUCAUGUUUUUUGUACAAGUGAUGCAGCAAAUGUCAUUAAAUCAUACAGUCCAGAAUUGAUAGUGCAUCCAGUGCUGAAACUGGAUAAAGCAGACACAGUUAAGGAUGCUACAAAAGAAACAUCAAAUUGGUUAGAAAGAAUGCAUGCUGUAGUUAUAGGACCUGGUUUGGGUCGCAAUCCAACUACAUUAAGCUAUGCUGAGAAUGUUAUACAUAAGGCUAAAGCAAUGUGUUUGCCUAUUGUUAUUGAUGCUGACGGUUUGUUUCUCAUCACUCAAAAACCAGACCUAAUAAAAGGCUAUAAAAGAGCUAUAUUGACCCCAAAUGUAAUGGAAUUCUCACAUCUCUAUGAAAAAAUGUUUGGUAAGAAACCUAUAGAAAAUGAACCAGUAGUAAAUGUAAAAUCAUUAAGUGAAUUGUUGGGUAAUAUAACUAUUGUAUUGAAAGGGGUUAGUGAUGUUAUAUCUGAUGGUGAACAAGUAUUGAUAUGUUAUGGUGAAGGUAGUCCAAGAAGAUGUGGAGGUCAGGGAGAUCUGUUAUCAGGAAGUAUGGGAGUCUUUACUUAUUGGACUCACCAAGCUGUAGAGAAGGGAAAUGACAAGUAA